CCAGGAAGAAGAGGUAUGUUGUAUUUUGUACACGAAAACUCUACACCAGAGCAAUUAGUGAAAUUCAGGUACACUAAACAACAGCAAGACAAGACGUGGAAAACUAAAAAGUACCGUCGAAUCUUGCAAGCUCUCGAAGCCCAGGAUCCUGAUAUCGUUCGAGCUGAUACUAUAUCCGUAGAAGGCUUUGGCCGCUUCCUUCAAGCCAGAUCUGAACAGUCUGCCGUUCUCAGUCGAUUCUAUGGACAUACCAUCACAAACCAUGAUAAUGGAUACCCCCUCUUUCGCAAGAUCCGUCUUUCAGCGUACUUCAACAGACAACGUGCCGAUCAAAAGCUUAUUCAAGAUUUACGCGCCAGGUUUGGAGAAGACGCCGUGUUUGUGAUGGGAAACUGGUCCGCUCCCCAUGCUAGGUAUCAUGAGCCCAUUCGUGGCCUUGGUUUCCGAAGACUUCUCAAGAAACAUGAGUUCCAAGUCUAUCUUAUAGACGAGUACAGGACCAGUAGGUGCUGUCCAACAUGCCUCAACGAGAGCCUCCACACGUUCCGUCGUGUUCCAAAUCCACGACCGUAUCAAC
Molecule: messenger RNA, 577 nt
Organism: Rhizopus microsporus ATCC 52813
Lineage: Eukaryota; Fungi; Mucoromycota; Mucoromycetes; Mucorales; Rhizopodaceae
Exons: 2
Source: RefSeq, a predicted model, not a curated record